AUGAUCAUUCCGUACCUGUCUUCAACCAAAAACAGCGAUGAUGGAUUGAUGCUUAACGGGGUAAUCUUCGACCAAAUCCUGGCCUUUCCCAUUGCCCCGUGGCUCUGUGGCCAUACUGGUCGUCGCUUUCCUUCAUUCAUCGGAUCGCUUCUUUUAGUCAUUGGCGCCAUUCUCCAUUGCGCUGCGCAGGACUUUGCCAUGUUUUUAGUUUCCCUUAUGAUCGUCGGGUUUGGUGGCCUGAUUGCGGUUGAACCGUGGCGGAUGUUGGUCAGUGAGCUUGGGUACCUAAAUCAUCGCUCUGUCCUGUGCAAUGACAGCCGCGUGGGUGACAUAUGGAACUUACUGCAUGGGUCCGGAUGCAUCAUGGGCCUGGCGCAUCCCCCCCUACUCCAAGGGCUCUUCCCCUUGCUUCAGGUGCUUGUCGUGUAUCUUCUUCCGGAAUCACCACGGCAUCUAGUGCGAAAGGAUCGCCAUGAAGAUGCGCGGAAGGGCUAUGAAGAUGUGCGGAAGGUGUUGGUGAAAUAA
Molecule: messenger RNA, 525 nt
Organism: Penicillium daleae
Lineage: Eukaryota; Fungi; Ascomycota; Eurotiomycetes; Eurotiales; Aspergillaceae
Exons: 3
Coding region: 1-525 (174 amino acids)
Biological process (GO): carbohydrate transport; transmembrane transport
Cellular component (GO): membrane
Molecular function (GO): carbohydrate:proton symporter activity
Source: RefSeq, a predicted model, not a curated record